GCAAAAGCAGCAAACACUAAUCACGAGGACUGCAAAACUCACAGAAACCCUCAUCCAAGCCAUCCACCGCAAAGGCACAAAGAACCUGACCGCCGUGUCCAACAACGCGGGCGCCGACGGCCGGGGCCUCGCGCUGCUCACCAAGGACCAGCGCCUCGGCCGCAUCAUCAUGUCCUACCUGGGCGCCAACAAGGAGCUAGAGAGGCAGUACCUCACGGGCAAGAUCGCCGUCGAGCUGUGCCCGCAGGGCACGCUGGCGGAGCGGCUGCGCGCCGCGGGCGCCGGGAUCCCGGCCUUCUUCACGGCCACGGGCGGGCGCACGUUCAUCGAGACGGGCGAGAUCCCGUACCGGUUCACGCCCGAAGCGGUGCUGGAAAAGGGCAGGCCGCGCGAGACGAGGGUGUUUGGUGGCAAGUCGUACAUCAUGGAGGAGGCGCUGCAUGGAGACGUUGCGAUCCUCAGGGCGUGGAAGGUGGAUGAGGCGGGCAACUGUGUUUUUAAAUACUCAACAAAGACAUAUGCCGGUGUCAUGGCCAAGGCGGCGCGCAUCGCCAUCGUCGAGGCCGAAAACAUUGUCCCUGUGGGUUCGCUAGAUCCCGACCAGAUUGAUCUGCCGGGCAUUUUCAUCGACCGGAUCGUGCCGGCCACGGCGCCCAAGGCGAUCGAGAAUCUGAAGCUCGCGAAGCCCGAGGAGGAUAACGCCCAAGUCUCCACCUCGAAGAGCCAGAACAACAACAACAAGACCCUCCCCGCGCGGGACAGGAUCGCCAAGCGGGCCGCCAAGGAGCUCAAGGAGGGAUACUACGUGAACCUGGGCGUCGGGAUCCCCACGCUGGCCGCGUCGUACGUCCCCGAAGGCACGACGGUAUGGCUGCAGUCGGAGAACGGCCUGCUCGGCAUGGGCCCGUACCCCGCCUCCAAGGACGACGUCGACCCGGACCUCAUCAACGCCGGCAAGGAGACGGUCACGCUGCUCCCCGGAGCGAGCACGUUCGACUCUGCCGAGUCGUUUGGCAUGAUCCGCGGCGGGCACGUGGACGUGUCCAUCCUGGGCGCGUUCCAGGUCUCGGCGUCGGGCGACCUGGCCAACUACAUGAUCCCGGGAAAGGUGUUCAAGGGCAUGGGCGGCGCGAUGGAUCUCGUGAGCAACCCGGACCAGACCAAGAUUGUCGUCGCGACCGAGCACACGGACAAGUACGGCGUGUCCAAGAUUGUGCAGGACUGCAAGCUGCCGUUGACGGGCAAGAGCGUCGUCAGCACCAUCAUCACGGACAAGGCCGUGUUCCAGGUCGACCGGGUCAAGGGCGGGCUGACGCUGACCGAGGUUGCGGCGGGGGUCAGUGUCGAGGAUGUGAGGGGCAUCACGGAUGCCGAGUUUGAGGUUGCAGGGGAGCUGAAGAUUUUUUGAUUUUUGAUAUUGGCAUAAGGGGAGAAGAGAACCGAGCGAUUGGGUUAGGUACCUUUGGCUAAGUGGUCGAUGGCGACUGGUGCCUCAUUUGAACCGCACUCACGAUGUUUUGUAGAUACCAGAUUUUCUUUUUUUUGCACAUACACAAGAUGGUUGCUAUUGCACACAAGAUCUGAGCGUACCGUCUCUCCAUUAGCAAUAGCGAAAUGUCUAUUUCAGCGUC
Microdochium trichocladiopsis is the source of this 1631-nucleotide messenger RNA. RefSeq lists its product as uncharacterized. The record is from RefSeq and is a predicted model, not a curated record. NCBI's taxonomy places the organism in Eukaryota, Fungi, Ascomycota, Sordariomycetes, Xylariales, Microdochiaceae. The coding region runs from base 170 to 1408 and encodes 412 amino acids. Gene Ontology annotation, molecular function: succinyl-CoA:3-oxo-acid CoA-transferase activity. The transcript is spliced from 2 exons.